GCUGUUUCUGCAACUGUUUCAUCAAGUUGAUGAUUAAAUCUCUGACUAUUUCCUCAUUGUCGUCACAUGAUCGUUUCUCAUUGACAGGCAACCAGCACAAAUUCUUGUUCGCUGAGUCUCGAUAACAACUAGGCUAAACAUAUUUUCAUGGAGAAUCAACGACUUUUAAGUGGGCAUGGACCGUAUUAUGGCAGUGAAAACCCCGGCUACUGCCCAGCAGCACCCGGUGCUCCAGCCAUGUUCGCCCCGCCCGUGUCAGACCCCUCCGCUCCUUCUGCACCGCCCGCUAGCAUGUUUGACAACGUCCCGGGCUACGAAGGAACCGUGAUGGGAGGAGGUGGAUUUCUGCCUCCUCCUAUGCCAACUGUGCCAGUGCCUAUGCCAGAGCCAGGACAAACACACCCAGACUGGAACAUUCCAUCCAUCACUGAGGAAACGGCCAAAGACGCCUUCAUUAUGUUCGCCUCCAGCAAGUGUUGCUACAGCUCUGGCCCAGCCAAAGACGGAGUCAUUACCAGAAUGGAGGCUUUCAACACCUACAGGUAUCGCUUGGAGACCUUCAGUGAGUCAAGAUCUACUGAAUGGAGCCAGGAGCCCUACCACGGGCAACCGGUGGAUGCCUUCACGCAAGCAGUUCCAGGUCCUUGGGACGUCCCCGCCCAGGCUCCAGCUUUCUUCAAGGAUCAUACCCAAAAUACCAGAGUACCCUACACUUCAUCUGUGAAGAAUUGCUAUACAUGCGUUGGGAUGGGCAGAAUCCCAUGCAAAGACUGUGCUGGAGCUGGCAACAAAGUUUGCUGGGUGUGCAAUGGCUCUGGAUUUCGCCAUGGAGAUGAUCGCUGCUCGCACUGCAACGGAAGAGGAAGAGACAACUGCAGUCACUGCCGUGGUCAAGGCUCUCGCGACUGUACUACAUGCCAUGGCAGGAGACAGAUCCUGAUGUUCAUCAACCUGAAGGUCAAAUGGACUAACCACACUGACGUCUAUGUGGUGGAGCAGGCUAGUGGUCUGAAAGUGGACAAUCUUAGUAAAGUGUCAGGAAAGGAGAUGUACAAGGAUUCCCAAUACCUGGUAUAUCCUGUGAGGGGCUUUCCUGAUCUUGCUGUGGUUGGAGCAUCAGAGAGACUAGUGAGAGAGCACACGGCCAACUACUCCCAGACCUCACGCAUCCUGCAGCAGCGCCAGACCAUCGAGCUGAUCCCCAUCACUCGAGUCAGCUACAUGUGGAAGGGAUCAAAUUACGUUUAUUUUGUGUUUGGGAAUGAAUUCAAAGUGAGCUCUGAUGACUACCCUGCUCAGUGCUGCUGCUCUGUGAUGUAACUGCCUGCCAAGAAGAUUGCAGUUCACUUUUAUUCCAGCUGAGGGCACUACCUCCAUGUACUGUCUGUAAGAGAAUCUCUGUGCUUAUAAUGUAAUGUGAAUGCACACAGACGUCUUACAUGACAUUUGUUUAUUUCUGUUCAUAUGAAACAAAUACAGUGCACAGAUGUUAAAAAGCAUAGACAUGAUUAUCAUCUGCUGAAUGAUUCACGGAUAAUACUGCUAAAAGUAUUCACAACUGUUUUUUUAAUGUCACAGUCAUGUAUGUUGUUAUGUCGAUGAGUCUCACUUCACAGAGAAUGCCAGAGAUAUCCAUUAUAUUCUGUGAAUGGGAGUUCUGUUUGUUCUUAUCAGCAUUAGCUACCUAUUUAGAUUUGCUUGUCAGUGCAUUCCACAUUUAUUGUCAGGUAUAAUGUAGGCCUACCGCAAGUAACCAGAAAACUGGUCACUUAGUACAGUACAGUACAGUACUACUUCAGUGAAGGAAGAGAGCUCAUCUGUUUUGGCUGACUGAUCUUUUUUUGCUACAUACAAAAAGUCAGUUUGGAGUUUUGCACAACAGUGAGGAGACAAUCCCAGAAUGUCUUGGUGAGGUAUUGAUUUUAAUGUCUGUAAUUGUUUAUGACACCACUUUCCUGAAGUUGUUUGCUCAGACCAAAGUUACUGACAUUUUUAUAACCGUUUUGUACAAAAAGGCUAAUGAACUUAAUUGUGUGUUUGUUCUACAAUAAAGUUUGUAAUAUUGUUUAUGAUAA
Messenger RNA from Sardina pilchardus (European sardine), 2075 nucleotides. It is a transcript of the gene ssuh2rs1, whose product is annotated as ssu-2 homolog, related sequence 1. The coding region runs from base 148 to 1320 and encodes 390 amino acids. The transcript is spliced from 13 exons. Lineage: Eukaryota; Metazoa; Chordata; Actinopteri; Clupeiformes; Clupeidae. The record is from RefSeq and is a predicted model, not a curated record.